UUCGCAUGGAUAUUUAGUAUGUACAUAUCAAUUGUCUUUAUCAUGUUAACCCCUUUUAUAAGAUUAAAUCUCCACCGCUCAUCACAACCCUUAAACGAAACCGUAAAACAUGCAACAAGCAAAGGAGCUCCACGCAACCACCGCCAUGGCCACCAAGCACAAGUACUCUUCGGAAGCUCAAGGACGACUUAGAGAUAAGAAGGUGAAGGACUUGGUCGACAACAAGCGUAGGCUAGUGGAGGUGCCGUACACGGCAUCCCUGGCUCACACUAUGAACACACUGCUGGUCAACCGGGUGGUGGCGGUCCCAGUUGCGGCGCCGCCCGGACACUGGAUCGGAGCCGGCGGGUCCAUGAUCUUGGAUACUGACAAACAAACAGGUACUGUACGGAAACAUUACAUAGGGAUGGUGACCAUGCUUGAUAUCUUAGCUCAAAUUGCUGAUGCUGAUGAUGAUCUUGAUAAGAAAUUGUUGUCUGUCGAGGUGUCAUCGAUCAUAGGGCAUUGUCCCGAGGGGCUCAGUCUUUGGAAUUUGAACCCAAACUCUAGCAUACUGGAGUGUAUGGAACUAUUCAGUAAAGGAAUACACCGUGCGAUGGUACCACUCGACAGCCAAAUGAACAACGCAUCUGGUGUAGAGCUUGUAGAGUCGGCAUCAUCCUACAAAAUGCUCACACAAAUGGACGUGUUAAGGUUUUUAAAGCAACACGACAUGGAGCUGAAGAGCAUUACAUCAAAAUCCAUCAAAGAAUUGGGAGCAAUCACUGAGAGUGUUUUUGCAAUAUCAGAUCGCACCAAAGUUAUAGACGCCAUCAAGUCUAUGCGAGUGGGUUUGCUCAAUGCUGUUCCCAUAAUCAAAGCCCUGGAUAUCCCCGAAGAAUAUCACAAGCAGCUUAUAAAUGGCAGAGGUGGAAAGGUUAUAGGAACGUUUUCAGCGAUCGAUCUGAAAGGGUGUAACUUGUCUGUACUGCAGACAUGGCUGCCACUGCGCGCUCUAGAAUUCACGACGGCUAUCUCGACCAACCCCUUGUUCGCAGGGCAUCAGUCGAAUACAGAGCCCCAAAAAAGGGAACUUGUGGUUUGUUGGACUGAAUCCACUCUUGCCCAAGUUAUCGACAAGGCAGUCACUAACUAUGUCCACCGGGUUUGGGUGGUGGAUUCCCAUGGUUUACUUCUUGGACUUGUUUCUCUCACUGACAUAAUCAGGGUGGUGAGGCACUCGCUCUUGUCCCAGCUAGUACUAGAAUAAAAUUGCUAUGUUCUUGUGGUGUAGAUUUAGAGUUGUUUUGUGUUGUUUUUCAGGUCACAUGCUUUGUUCAAGUGCUUGUUAUUAGGUACAUUACGUCAAUAGCAAAGUUCAGAUUUUGUGCUCAUAAUUUUCCAUGGCUCUGUUAUAGGCAGCAGAGAAUAACUAACAUAACAAUAAACUGAAAGUAACACAAAAAAGGGCCAUAACUAACAGCAUAUUCUAACAAUUAAUGUAAUAUUACUGUAGACCAAACUAACUAAGCCUAUAUGAAUUCAAUAUCUUUAGUU
This is a messenger RNA of Humulus lupulus (European hop), 1536 nucleotides long. Its product is annotated as SNF1-related protein kinase regulatory subunit gamma-like PV42a. Lineage: Eukaryota; Viridiplantae; Streptophyta; Magnoliopsida; Rosales; Cannabaceae. The transcript has 3 exons. The record is from RefSeq and is a predicted model, not a curated record. The coding region runs from base 110 to 1249 and encodes 379 amino acids.